AUGGGAAUCUCUGGACUGCUUCAGUUUAUCAAAGAUGCAGCAGAGCCCAUCAUUGUGAAGAAAUACAGAGGCCAGACGGUGGCUGUGGACACCUACUGUUGGCUACAUAAAGGAGCCUUUUCAUGUGCUGAGAAGCUUGCAAAAGGAGAACCAACUGACCAGUAUGUUUGGUUCUGCAUGAAGUUAGUGGACAUGCUGUUAAACUUCGGUGUCAAGCCAAUUCUGGUGUUUGAUGGUCGCAAUCUGCCUUCAAAACAAGAGGUGGAAAAGGCCCGCAGGAUGCGCAGAGAAUCCAACCUUCAAAAAGGUAGACAGCUGCUACGUGAAGGCAAACUGUCUGAGGCCAGAGACUGUUUUAACCGCUGUGUUAACGUCACUCCAGCUAUGGCUCAUAACCUUAUUAAGGCGGCCAGGGCGAGAGGGGUGGACUGUGUCGUGGCUCCAUAUGAAGCUGAUGCUCAGUUAGCUUUCCUCACAAAAUCUGGUUUGGCCCAGGCUGUCAUCACUGAGGACUCUGACCUGCUGGCAUUUGGCUGCAAAAAGGUAAUCCUCAAAAUGGACAAGCAGGGCAAUGGCCUGGAGAUAGACCAGAGCAACCUGGGCCGCUGUCACUCCCUGGGCAACAUUUUCACAGAAGAGAAAUUCCGCUACAUGUGCAUCCUCUCUGGUUGUGACUACCUGGCCUCCCUGCACGGUAUCGGUCUGGGGAAGUCCUGCAAACUGCUGCGGCUCGCAAAAGAGCCUGAUAUACUCAAGGUGAUCAGAAAGAUGGGCCAGUACCUAAAGAUGAAUCUCGUCGUCCCUGACCAGUACAUCGAGGGAUUCACCAGAGCCAAUAACACCUUCCUUUACCAGCUGGUGUUUGAUCCUAUCAGGAGGAAGGUUGUACCCCUGAACCCUUACCCAGAGCACAUUGACCCUGCCACCCUCAGUUAUGCUGGACUUAAUCUAGGGGAUGACAAAGGCUUGCAGAUGGCCCUGGGAAACCUUGACAUCAACACCAUGGAGAGAAUAGACGACUUCAACCCUGACAAACCCAUUCCAAAGCUAUGUAAGCCCCGCAGUCACAGCUGGAAUGACUCGCCGGUCUCCACAGGGUCCAGUAUCUGGAGCAAAGGCUUCACACCGGCCUCUGCUGGCCCUCCCCAGCCUGCUACUUUUACAGACAGACCUCCGUCCACCAGGGGGAAGGAGAGAGUCGCCAGCUUGGAUGGCCUGAGGCUGUCUUGUAGAGAGCUGCAGGUGAAGAGGCCCAGAGAGGACUCUAGUAUGUCAGACCAGGAUGUGCUGCAGCAAUAUUCCUGUUCAAGUCAGAAGAGAUGCAAGACAAACCAGCAAGCAGAUGAGCCCGCAUUGACCAGCCCGCCCCGGCCACGCAAUCGCUUCGCCACGCUGCUGCAGAAGAGGAAUCAGGAAGCUCAGGAGGACGGUCAGCCCACCCGAAGCAGGUUCUUCAGCAGUUCCAACUCAGAAGCCAGUCUGAGCACUGCAGAGUCUGUCCAGGAGGAUUUACUUCAGGCUGUGAAGCCCAUAGCUGUGGAUCCAGCUCUAAACGAGACUUCAGCCAGCAUCCAGACCCAAGACAGUGAUGGCCCCGAUGUUCCAUCUGUGGAAACCCCUAGCCCACCUCUGUCAUCUAGCACUUUGUCCCCCACUUCAGCCAGUCAGGGCCUCAGGCUGUUCAGCUGGUCAGGCAGCUCCUCUCUAUCCAAACCAUCAGAAACGCCAAAAUCAUCCUCGGGCCUGGCUGCACUGCAGCAGUUCCAGUAUAAGAAAGACGGUUUUUCCUCUUCUCCAAAGACUUACAGAUCCUCUAGAGACUCGUCUCCCCAUCAGCAGUCCUCCCCUGACAGAAAAUCGAAGGACGGGGAUGACCUUCCAGACUCUCCUCCCUCUCAGGACAGUGCUUACUUCUCCCAGUCACAGCCUUGCCACACUUCCUUCCACAAAGAGGAACCCCCCACCCACAUCCUCUCCUCCUCCUACGAGGAGGAUGUUUUAUCUGAAAUGAAUUCAAGCAAAUGUUCAGAGCCAGAUAGUCCCCCACACUCAACUGGAGCAGAUAGGAAACCUGGCAUGCUGAGAUCAAAGGUUUCUGGUUUGUCAAAACUGAGUUCCAGCAGCCAGGCUCAAGCGGCGAAGGUCCGAGCGUUGGGCCCAGCCAGGGCCAGCGGACUCAGGAAGAAGUCUGGUGGUUCUGUGAAGAAACUCUCUGCCCCCAAUAACGAGAACAACCCUGGUGUUCAGGCCACAAUCAGUAGCCUCUGGAAGAACUUCAGCUUUAAAAAAGACAACCAGAAGAUGACUCCCUGUAAGAAAGGAGAGCCCAUGUCUCCAGUCAAAGACAACCUCCUGGCCAGCUGACCUUGGCCGACAUGAACUUAAUCAGCAGCUUCUAAAAAGUGCUCUGACUCCAUAGACUGAGCGCUCUGCUACUGGAGCACAACUUUUAAACAUACUAUGUAUGUUGAUGAUCUCACUACUAAAUCUCUUUGACCUGCUGCUUGUUACUGUAUACUUUCAAAUAAAGCAACUAUCUUCUGA
This is a messenger RNA of Stegastes partitus (bicolor damselfish), 2544 nucleotides long. It is a transcript of the gene exo1, whose product is annotated as exonuclease 1. Gene Ontology annotation, cellular component: nucleus. Gene Ontology annotation, biological process: DNA recombination; mismatch repair. The record is from RefSeq and is a predicted model, not a curated record. The coding region runs from base 1 to 2364 and encodes 787 amino acids. The transcript is spliced from 13 exons. Lineage: Eukaryota; Metazoa; Chordata; Actinopteri; Pomacentridae. Gene Ontology annotation, molecular function: metal ion binding; 5'-3' DNA exonuclease activity; DNA binding.